Messenger RNA from Cucurbita maxima (winter squash), 988 nucleotides. RefSeq lists its product as uncharacterized. The transcript has 4 exons. Lineage: Eukaryota; Viridiplantae; Streptophyta; Magnoliopsida; Cucurbitales; Cucurbitaceae. The coding region runs from base 71 to 805 and encodes 244 amino acids. The record is from RefSeq and is a predicted model, not a curated record.
AAAUCGGACAAAAUUUUCGAAUCGUCAUCCAUUGCCGCAAAAUCGAACCAGUUCAUCGAUCGAAUCCGCCAUGAGUCUGGCACUUCUCCAAGGCUAUUCUUCGGCCGAGGAAGAAGCUGAAGACACCUCUGUCUUCAACAACACCUCUUCCGACGAUGACGACCAAGAUCUUGUCGCAGCCGCCUCUACGGUUACCGUCAAUCUUUCAGUACGCGACAGGUCGCUUUUCGAACUUCCGCAGCCCUCCUCUCAUCACGGCCUCCCUUCCGCAUUCGACGCCUUCUCCGAAGUUUCAGGACCGCCGGAGUUUCUGAAUAAUUCGGUUGAGGAGUUUGCUGCGCCGAGAGAUGUUGAUCAGCUGCGAGGGGGCCGGAGGAAUCGUAGGGAGAAGAAAGAUUUGCCUACUGGUGCGGUAUUGGAGGCAAAAGCUCAAUUAGUUGGGAUUCAUGAGCGAGUGAGGAGUGAUGUUGAGAAUAAUCAACCUUCAAAUCCAUCCAUUUCAAACACAACACAGACAGGCAAGCGCGUGGCGACUGCAACCAAUCCAAAUGCUGAAGAUGCUGCAGAACUGCUAAGAAUGUGCCUGCAUUGUGGCAUUCCCAAGACCUUUUCAAAUGCACGAGGGAUGUUUUGCCCUCUAUGUGGUGACCGUCCUCCAGAACCAGAACUAGAACCAGACAGUGAGACGAAAAAGAAGGGCUCGACGGUCAAAGAUAAGGAAAAGAUAAAGAGAAUGAGGGGACAGUCAUCUCAUGCUACUUGGAAGAGUGAAACCGAGAUGCAGCUGAGGCAACAGUUUGAUUAGAGUAUGUUAUAUAUGUCUUUGAGCUCUUGGAGAUUUGUGAUAGAUAUAGUGUAAGCAUGAUUAUUCAUACCAAUCUGUGAUAUUAUCAUGUCUGGUUUAUGUAGUUAGUAUUAGUGGUACCCAGCAGUUUGUUUUGACAAACCAAAAUGUUUCCUUGCUAGUUAGUUCAUUCUUGCUUUUGGC